This is a messenger RNA of Lonchura striata (white-rumped munia), 4666 nucleotides long. It is a transcript of the gene EGLN3, whose product is annotated as egl-9 family hypoxia inducible factor 3. The record is from RefSeq and is a predicted model, not a curated record. Gene Ontology annotation, cellular component: nucleus; cytoplasm. Lineage: Eukaryota; Metazoa; Chordata; Aves; Passeriformes; Estrildidae. Gene Ontology annotation, biological process: peptidyl-proline hydroxylation to 4-hydroxy-L-proline; cellular response to hypoxia. Gene Ontology annotation, molecular function: L-ascorbic acid binding; ferrous iron binding; peptidyl-proline 4-dioxygenase activity.
AUCCCGCACGUAGCCGGCGCGUUAAUCAGCGCGGGGCCAUCUGCCGCCCUCCUCGCCGCGGGCGGGGGCUGCCCGCGCCCUUCCCGCACGCCCCGGGCGCUCCCGCGCACUGCUGGGGCGCCAGCGGCAGGAGCGCCAGCGCGGGGCUUCGGCAGCACCGCCGCUCCCGCAGCGCCGGGCCGCGGUGCGUAGCCGAGCCCGCAGCGGCCAAAGUUUUACCUCGCCUCGCCUGGCCUCGCGCCGCGGCGGAGCCCCUGCCCGGCUCGGUCUGGAGCGGACGGCGGCCCCACGGGCAUCGCCUCCCAGCGCGGGCGCCGGCAGAGCAGCGGCGCGCCCGUCCCCGCCGCGCCAUGCCGCUGGGACACAUCAUGAGGCUGGACCUGGAGAGAAUCGCCCUGGAGUACGUCGUGCCCUGCUUGCACGACAUCGGCUUCUGCUACCUGGACAACUUCUUGGGGGAGGUGGUGGGGGACUGCGUGCUGGAGCGGGUGAAGCGGAUGCACCGCGACGGGGAACUGGCCGACGGGCAGCUAGCCGGCCCCAGCCGCGGCGUCGCCAAGCGGCAUCUCCGCGGCGACCAGAUAAAGUGGAUCGGAGGCACGGAGGAGGGCUGCGAGGCCAUCAACUUUCUCCUCACUCUGAUAGACCGGCUGGUGAUGUACUGCGGGAGCCGGCUCGGCAAGUACUACGUGAAAGAGCGAUCCAAGGCUAUGGUUGCUUGCUAUCCUGGAAAUGGAACUGGGUAUGUUCGUCAUGUGGACAAUCCAAAUGGUGACGGGCGCUGCAUCACCUGUAUUUAUUACCUGAAUAAGAACUGGGACUCCAAGCUGCAUGGUGGAAUUCUUCGAAUAUUCCCAGAAGGAAAGUCCUAUGUAGCAGAUGUUGAGCCAAUUUUUGACCGAUUACUUUUUUUUUGGUCAGAUCGAAGGAACCCACAUGAAGUCCAGCCUUCUUAUGCAACCAGAUAUGCCAUGACCGUGUGGUAUUUUGAUGCUGAAGAAAGAGCAGAAGCCAAAAAGAAGUUCAGGAACUUAACCGAUGCGAGGAAGAGAGAAGCACCUCUUACUGAAGACUAAUCAACUGUUCAUGAACUCUUUGUGAGGAAAUAAGAUCCCAAAGAUGACUUCCAUUUCCAGCAAAUAAGGGCAAAACAUUUUUAUGCACAAGAAUGCACUGGUUGUGUCUAGCACAUGCAUCUUAUGCUGAUGGUACUUGAGGCUGUCUCCUGUCAUGCUGCAUCUGGUAGAAGAAAGACUUGUUUGCUCUUUGCCUUUUGCUGGAGAAAAUAAGCAGGGUUUAAAAAAAAAGAGUAUGUGAUACUCAAGCCUAGUGGUAGUGGCUCAGCCAAUUGGCUUUUGAUCACUCUUGUAAGUAAGAUAAUGGUCAUUGGAACUAGUGGUAAAAAACUGAAUAUUAUUUGCACUUUAUGGGGAGAAGAAGUUCUAGUUAAAUGGGAAGAAGCCUUGCAAGUUUAAAAUCAGUUGGCAGACUGCUGACAGGCACAGAGAGAUAUUUGACAUGGGAAGUUAAAUUGGAUAUUUGUAGAGCAUUUUACGGUCUGUCCCAAAUGGACCUGUUGAUGUACUGUUUAACAUUUUGCUGCACAGAACAUUGGUUCAGCUCUUCAGAAACAUGACUUCCCAGAUGUUUGUCUAUGCAGUCAUCACAUUUUCUGAAUUUUGUUUGCUCUUCUAGAGGCACAUUCUAGCUCUACAGCUGUACUUCCCUUUCUGUCCAGGACUGAGGGGAAAGUAGUUAUGUAUCUGUUCACAACUUCAUAAAACCAUUUUUUUUUUCUGUUUUGAGCAGGAUGGGUUGUAUGUUUUCUAUUUUCAUAGUUUGGUAAAGCAGCUGUUUUCUCCCAAAAGUCUGGUAAACUUGGAAGGCUUGUGGGCACACAGUGCAUUGGCCCUUAAGGUCAGUGAUAUGUAGAGAAAUGUUUACUUUGUGACUUCUCCAUUUGCUAUGUUCUGUGAGACAUAGAUAUGAAUCUGAAAGGGAAAGAUAUGUCUGGCAGUCUGACAGAUAUAUGAUAAAUAAUGAGUAAGUUAGACUUGAUUUUUAUGCUGCAUAUUCUUAGUGAACACACUUGUUUAAUUUUGCAUGCAUAUGUAAUUUGAAUGAAACUGCAAUUCCGAUUCAAUUGAUCUGUGAUGCCAGGUAACUACUACUGCUGUGCCCUAGCUGUGAGAUGAGUUAUUCAAUGGCAAAGCACACAUUUUUUUCUCAGUUUUUUUUUUUUUUUUUUUAACUUAUUAGACUCAAUGAGUAACUGGUGACCUAUUCCUAAUUUGUCUAAACUUCUACAACCAGCACUUACUAUGCAGUUCAGAAUAGCUCUUAAUGAAGCUGGGAUCUGGCAGUGGAUGUAUUUAUCACUCACAUUAAUUGUUUUCAACUUAAUACACUCACUUGCAUUCAUUUUUAUCCCAUGCUGUGUGUGUCAGGCCCUAUUAAAUGUUCCAAAUAGAUGCCCCCUUCAGUGUCCCAUAUUUUCCUGUGCCACCUGCCUAUGGUGGUGAAGGUGGUGUGUCUGAACCACUGGCCCCUGCUCUGCUUCCCCAUGCUCUGCUGGGUUGUCCUGCUGUGAUGGGGCUGCAUUUGAGCUAGGGAAUGGAAAAGUAGUGUGCAAUGGCAACUAUUAAACGUCAGUGACAGCAAGGUAAUAGCUGCAUUGGACAGAAAAGAAGUAACUUUCAUGACAUAAAAAUUAUAAUAGAAAAUGGAGUAUUUUUUAAAGCAGUUUUGUGUCUUAAAGAAAAGCUGAGCAUCCUUCAGCCUGCCCAUGAAUGCUGAAUGUAACCCCUUAUUCUCUCUGGAUUCUCCCAGAGAUCCAGCUAUGGUCUUAUAGGCCUGACCACUGUGCACCCUAAGAGAGGAAUAUGAGGGAAUAUGUGUGGCUAAUAUUUUUGCAACUCAAGACUAGAAAAAGACAAAGAAUAUGAUAAAUAUCCUUUAAGGUUUAAUGUUAAGAAAAACAUUAUUCUACUAGGGUUGCUUGUAAGUAACACCAGAGACUUGAAGGAAAGUUAGUGGUAACUUGAAAUUUCCAUUCUAAAAUGUUCAUGUGGGAGGUGAAAGAGUUUGGGCUCUUCCUUGAGAGUGAGAGGUAACCCUUUGAAAUGUAAGAGGUGUUGGAAAAGAUGGCAUUACUAUUUAGAGAAGAUGAUGGCAUACAACUUGUUGUAUUACUAUGCAAAGUUGAUAAUGACACCUAAAUUUGAAACUCCGACAUGAUUUUAAAAGGAGGAAAAUCAGAUAAAUCAGAACAGAGCAAAUAUUGCUUUGCCUCUUGAAACUAUAACCUUAAAAAUUAACUAGAAAGUAUUGUUAGUACACAUCUUACUGGAGCCUGGAACAGUGGAAAGCCAAUGUGUGGUGAAAGGGGAAAAGCUUUGUGUAAGGGCUGAAAAAGAAAGGUACUUCAGUUAUCACUGUUGCUACCACCAGGUUUCUGCAGUGGUCAGCAACUGGUAUGGUGAAUGGAGCAUGGAGCAGUAUAGUUGCAUUUAUUGUAAAUAAAUACAUAUUUUCUUUUUUGUGAAUAGCUUCCUCAUCUAUAUUGCAUAUAUAGAAGACAGGGCAAUUAUUCUGUGGCAGGGAGUGUUGUCUUUAUUAACACUUGUAAUCAAGUGUAAAAAAAGUUGAGGGCUUGAGAGCUUGAAACCAAUUCCUCAGUCCUCUGUUUCAAUCUCUACUAUGUUUCCAGUGGGAUGAUCUUCUUGAAGAAGCUGUAGUUUAUUUUGGAGUAGGGUGUAGGGGGUUGUUGGUCAUGGGUGACAUACACAUGGGGCGGGUAUUUCAAAGAGGCUUUUUCCUUGUAUUUUGUCUUCAUAACAAACUGUUUGAAUCAAAUAGCUAAACAGCACUUGUCAGCCAGUUGUGAAAAGGUAUACCUUUCUCUAAGGUAUUUUACUUUGAAUCCUCCAAAAAAUUCUGGUUUUUUUUUUUUUUUUUUUUUUUUUAAUCUUUAGGUAAUGUGCCUUCAUUAUUUCAUGCUGCACAUGCACGUCAUGUCAUGCAAGUUUUUGAUGACUCUAAAAAACAUGGUUGCCUUUUGAAUUGCAUGGGAAAUAUGUGCAGAGCCACUAAGCUGCAAUUUUCAACAGGAGGUUUUUGUUGUGUAGGGAGGAAAAAAGGCCAGGAGACAGUGCUGAAAAUCAAAAGACUGUUUUUAUUCUUAAACCUGUGAGCACUGGCCUUUUGAGCAAAGUAGUCUCUAAUAAAUCUUUUUCUCUAGAUUACUUCUGGUUCUAUGAAGAAUGACUUCUACAAAAUAAUGUCUAAAAAGUCCCACUCUUUUUUUCCCUUCUAUUUUUAAACAGUUUUAGUCCUAUGUGUUUUUUAAAAUGUUGGAAUAUAUUAUAUGUAUUUCGUGUUGCAAAAUAGCUGGCUCUAACACCACUUGCAUCUAGAAGAAAAUGUGUCUAUUUGCAGGCAAAUGACUAGUUCUACUUGGACUGUGAUGUACUCCCAGCAGAUAUCUGAGACUGAGUUAUGACUACAUCUUCUCUUGUCAGGUUGUAUGCUGGUCAACAAUGCUGGCACUUUGCAUUGGAUUCAUAUAGAAACCCCAGUAGUAUUUUACCAUACAUCACAUUUUGUGUUCCUGUUACUAUCAAAAAAAAAUGUCGCAGGAGUCAAUAAACACUGGGUCAUGUUAAAC